AUGAGUUUACCGUGGACUUCAGAAGAAGAUAAGGAAAAUAAGAUAACGUUAGUUAGAGGUAAAUCUAAACAUUCUCAGUCUAUAAGCAGCAUUGAUUUGUCACACCUGUCUGCCACGUCUUCUCAGAGAACUUCAAUUAGACAUAAAUCUAAACACUCCCAAUCUAUAAGCAGCACUGACUUGUCUGGCUUGUCUGCGACGUCUUCUCGGAGAACUUCGAUUAGACAUAAAUCUAAGCAGUCUCCAUCUGAAAUCAGAAUUGCUAAGACUGACUUGUCAGCAUCACCUUCUCACAGACAAGAAACUCUGACGUCAGUUAAUUCAUUAUUGUUCGGUCAAGGCCUCAACAGUAUUGAUGCAAGCCAAAAUGGGAGCGGGACUGGGAAUUUGUCAUGUUUGUUUAGAGAAGCAGAACACAUCUGGGACCUUGUUAAUGAAAACAUGCCAGUGAUGGGAAUGAUAAAUGGAGAUGUGCUUGAAAGGAGGAUGAUGGAUUUUAAGAAAGAAUGUACAACAGAUAACAGUUUUCAUAAUGGUUUGUUUGACUCACCAAGAACUAUGGACAGUGGGAGCAUCUUGACAGCUGUGGGUAACAUAGGAAAUGCCAUGGCCAGUCUUGUUCAGACCACAGAACAAUUUCAACAGGCAAAGCCAUGA
Messenger RNA from Candidula unifasciata, 657 nucleotides. The record is from the annotation of a GenBank genome assembly. Lineage: Eukaryota; Metazoa; Mollusca; Gastropoda; Stylommatophora; Geomitridae.